UCCUACAAUCACUGGGUAACAGCUCCAGGAUACUCCGUCUCAUUGUGCCUGUAAGAAGGUUUAGCUAUGCAGGAGUUUGUUUAGCUGGAGGCUAGUGAGGAAAGGAAACAGCAGGACUGCUGGAAGGUGCACUCUGUGCAGGAUAACAUCUCAGUCUGGGGACCACAGAGGAGAGACACUCACCAGGAGAACUCGUCUUCUGUAUUUAUUGGUAUUCUUGUUGAGUUGUGGAAUCUUAGAAGGAUUAGCAUUGCUCUCAGCUAUGAUCAGCUGUGUGACUUUGGCCAUGCUGUGCCUGCUGUUUGGAUGCUUAAUAGUAACAGGUGAAUCUGCAGGCUCAAAAUUAAAGGCACCUGAACUUAAUAUUAAACGAAAAGAGUUAAUUAUACAGGCUGGAGAAACAAUACAUCUUACUUGCAGAGGUGAAGAAAAACUUACCUGGACUUUUCCAGCUAUCACAAAAAGACAGAACACUCGACUGAACAUUACAGAGAGUGUAUGUGAAAGACACCAAAAGAGGAUUUGCAGAAGUUUGACAUUGAGAAAAGCUCAAAUAAGUGAUACUGGAUUUUAUAGAUGCACUUACUUAGAUGAUUCAAGGACGUCUGCAGGAAGGAAUAUCGCAUCGAUCUACAUAUUUAUUGCAGAUCCAAAUCAUCCCUUUGUGGAGAUGGAAAAGGAAAUACCACCCAUAAUCUAUAUGACAGAAGGAAAGGAACUUGUUAUUCCUUGCAGAGUGACAUCCCCAAACAUAGCUGUCACAUUAAAGACCUACAGCAAUGAAAUAUUUACUCCUGAUGGAAAACAUGUUAUUUGGGACAACAAAAGAGGCUUCAGAAUUCCAAAACCUACAUACAAAUUUAUAGAUUUAUUGAUUUGCGAGGCCACUGUUAAUGGACGUGUGCACAGUACCAAAUAUUUAACAAACAGACAAUCCAGUGCGAUCCAUAAGGUGCAGCUAAGUGUUCCGAGCUCUGUCCGCCUGCUGAAGGGAACUGCGUUUUCUAUUAACUGUACGGUUACCACAGAUCUUAAUGCAAGAGCUGAAAUAAAUUGGAAAUAUCCUAGACAGAAACAUAAUAAAAUUGCUACUAUAAUGAGAGGACUUGAUUUGAAAACCAAAACAAUCAUGGUCUCCAGUAUACUAUAUAUUCCUGAAAUGAAUUAUAUUGACAAUGGGACAUACAUAUGUAAUGUGAGGAAUGGUCCAUCAUCAAGAUCAGUAAACACAAUGGUUCGUGUCAUUGCUAAACCAUUCAUUAAUGUUAAACCCAGAAAGAAAAGUGUUUUAGAAGUAAUGGCUGGCCAGAAAUCUUACCGAAUCUCCAUGAAAGUGAGAGCCUUCCCUUCACCAGAGGUCAGAUGGUUGAAAGAUGACUUACUGGCCGCAGACAAAUGUGCUCGAUAUAUAGUACAUAACAAUUACUUAAUUAUCAAAGAUGUGUCUGAAGAAGAUGCUGGAAAUUACACAAUUGUUCUUCAGCUAAAAAAAUGGAAUCUAAUCAAAAAGCUAACUGUCACUCUUACUGUAAAUGUGAAGCCACAAAUUUAUGAAAAAUCAGUGUCUUUUCAUGAGUCACAUAUCUACCCUUUGAGAAGCAGACAGACCCUAACAUGCACUGUUUAUGGGGUACCCACUCCUACAAUAACAUGGAUAUGGCAGCCCUGUAGACUGGAUCACUCUAAAGCAAGGUGUGACCCUGACUUAGGAGAUGACAUUUUUCAUCUGAGCGCUGGAAGGAACAGCAGCAAUGUGGGGAACAAAAUUAAAAGCAUCACAGAACGUACACAGAUGAUUGAAGGGAAGAUGAAGACUGCAGGAUUUCUGGUCAUUGAGGAUUCCACAGCCUCUGGCAUUUACACAUGUUUAGCUACCAAUAAAGUAGGAAGUGAUAUAAGAAACAUCAGAUAUUUUGUAACAGAUGUACAUAAUGGAUUUCACGUAACGGCGGAUAAGGUUCCCAAUGAAGGAGAAGACUUCACAUUAUCAUGUUCUGUAAACAGAUACCUCUACACAGAUAUCACUUGGAUUUUGCUCAGGUCCAUUGGUGACCCAACAAUGCAUCGCAGCAUCAGUAAACAAAAGAACGCUAUUACAACGGAGUAUUCUACAACUCUGACUGUAAAUAUAAAAAAUGCCACUCAGGCAGAUUCAGGCAUCUAUGUAUGCCGAGCAACGAACAUAUUCACAAGACAAGUCAGCCAGCAGAGGCAAGAAAUCAUUGUCAGAGGUGAGGACUGUAACAAACAGGUGCUUUUCUCAAGGACUUUCAAGCUUAAAAGGAGAAAGAGUAUGUGCCCAACAGAAAGCACUGUUAUCUCCUAGAGAACUUAAUUAAAGCUCCAGAGGUCUUAUUUACUUUUUAUUAAUUAUUGAAGGUACUGAAUAUGCUUCCUGGAGGUGAUGGAGAAAAAGCAGAAGACAUCCAAUCAGUGGUCAAUAGACAAUGCAGUUUGCAUUGAUGACUUGUGAAGUGUCUUACAAGGCAUGAGAUUCUCCCAAAAGAUGUAUUUGUCCAGUUAGUAAACACAGUCCAAUCAACACAUUUUAUGGAAAAAGUUUUUGGGUUUUUUUUUAGUUUUUUUUUUAACUUCCUGCAAACUUUGCUCCAGUGCCAAGACAAAUGCAGUUUUCCCCUGUAUAUAGUGCUGAAAAAUGUUGUAUUUUUUUUUUUUUUAUAAUUUAUGAAUACAGCUUUACCUCCAAAGAGCUUAGAAAACUGGAGGUCAUUAUGGUGGUGUAAUAUAAUAUAAUUUUUAAUGUGGUUUUUGUAUAAUUAUAAUGAAUGUGGAAAGAAAUGCCUUAUAAUGAAACAAAUAGUAUUUGAAUCUUUAUUAAUUUAUCACCACUUAUUUACUGCUGCUAAUUUGGAAGAUUUUUUUUUUUUAAUGAAUCUUAAUCCAGUAAUACGUAUAUAACUCUUCUAGAGGUAAAGUAGGCCAGAAUUUUGGAAUAUCUUUGGUUAAAAUCAGGUGAAAUAAUUAAAUUACCUAAAUGGAUAACCUCACAUGUAUAAUCUACAAUAAUACCUUUUCUGUGAUACUGGAGGAUACCCCUGCUUUAACCCUAUUGGUGCCAGAGAGCAGGUGAUACCAGCCUGUGAAACAACAUUCUUAAAGGCGUGAUUCAAACUGAGUUUUUGUAAAUGACAACAAAGAAAAUAUAUCCAACAUUACUAGGGAUGGGCGAAUGUGUAAAUUUUCAAAUUUCGAAUAUAGAACAAAUGUUAUUAUCGAAAUUCGAAUUAUAAAUUCGAAUGUCGAUAAGAACGAAUAUUAUGUAAAAUUCUGUUUUCGAAUGUUUUUUACAGGUUUCGAAUGUGACAUUCAGUUUCGAAUGUAACAUUCAAUUUAGAAUGUGACAUUCGAUUUCGAAUGUGUAUAUUCGAUUUCGAAUGUAACUUUCGAUUUCGAAACUAAUUCGAAUUCUCGAAUAGUACAUUUCAAAAGAAAAGACUAUUUUGAAAUUUAAAUCGAAUUCGAAUAUAACAUUACAAAUAUAAUGUGAUAUAUUCAAUCGAAUUAGAAUAUUACAUUUCGAAAUCGAAUAUGAUAUAUGCUAUAGAAUUCAAAUAUUACAUUUCUAUAUAGAAUGUGAUAUAUUGAAUCGAAUAUUAUAUUUCGAAUUCGAAUGUGAUAUAUCUUAUCGAAUUCGAAUAUUACAUUUCUAUAUAGAAUGUGAUAUUAUUGAAUCGAAUUCGAAUAUUAUUGAAUCGAAUUCGAAUGUGAAAUAUACAUAUCGAAUUUGAAUAUAAUAUAAUGCAAAGGCAAACAAACAUUCUAUUUUUAGAAAGAAUAUUUUCAAAUGUAAGCGAAAAUUGGAAACCGAACAUUCGAAAAUCGAAUGUUAGAAUGUUAGUUAAACAUUCGAAAUUCGAUUCGAACGAACGAAUGUCUAAAAAUUCGUUUUAAAAUUCGAAUGUUUAGAAACAUUCGCCCAUCCCUAAACAUUACACAGUUUUAUUUACCAUGUAAAUUGAUUUGCUCUGUAGCUACAUUGCACCUUAUAAUUUGUACUACAAUUAUUUAACCCUUCAGUGCAAGACAGUUUUCUAAUGAAUAAAUUAUGUCACAAUUUUUGAACUGGAGCAAUAAUUCAGCUGAUUUAUUUAAGUUACAGUGAUAAUUAUUUUAAAGGAAACUACUUUCAUGUUGAUUUUUUAAUUAAACUUUGUAUGUUUUAUUGAAGGAUAUUGCAUGCAUUAGCUGACUGAUCUGUUAAAAAUGUGUUUGCUUCUUGGAUGUAACUGUAAACAGAUCAGAGUAUAAGGUGCACAGUAUGUGACGUUUAGCAACUACAAGCAAAAGUAAUAUAAUUAGAACAGUAUUAAUAAAAAAAAUAAGGUAAACAGAUGUGGGGGAAUUAGGGUUGCCACCUGGACACUUAUGAGUUAUACAUGCUGCAGGGUGUGCAGAGAGGAACAUGAAUAGUGCUGUUCAAUGUCACUAUUUUGGUGCUAUCCAGGGUUGAAAUACAUGUUCCUCCCUUCACACCAUGGAGCAUGUAUAACUCAUAAGUGUCCAGGAAACCAUGGCCGAGGUGGCAACCCUAGGGGGAAUACAGGUGAAAUUGCAAUCUUAUUUUUCCUUUGUAAUUUAUAGUUCACAAUUAAUUAUUAACAUUUGAUUGUAAAUUAUGUUACUUAAAGUGACAUGACAAAUAAAAAUUCUGUCAUGUUUAAGAACACAUUAAAAUAUUUUUUUGUAUGAAAAUGUUUAAAGGGACAUAAAAGUAAUUUUAUUUAUGCAUAGUAUAUACCAGCAAAUAAGCAAUGGAUUGCAGAAGAUAUGUGUAUAAAAUAUGUUUUUAGUGUAAAUUUCUGCAAGCUCAGACCAGUUCAGGAAGACACUCCUAACAUAUACAGUAUAUGUACCAGAUCUGUGGCCAACCAAAGGCCAUAUGUAUAUAAGCUCAAGCACUGUUAUAUUCAUUGUUCCUAUAUACAGAGACAUUCAAACUAACUGGAAAACGUAUUCUAGUUAUUUCUGGGUAAGUGAAAAAAGCACAAUCUAUUGAGUUCAAUUAAAGGAAAAGCAAAAAAUAUAACUAUAAAUGUACUGUUUUUCUUACUAUGCAUAUUUAAACAAUUUAUAUGGGAUUAUAUUUAAUUUCUUAAAAGGUCUCUUUAAUUUCUUUAAAGGUCUCUUUAUUUAAAAGCUGCAUUCAUUUGCAUCUGGCAAGACAUUGUGCACAGUAUAGUAUUUAUAGUCAGUGACUGAUUGAGACCAUUUCCACAAUAUUUUUAGAUGCCAUAAUUUAUAUGUCCUAUAGAUAUAAUCUAGGUUCUUGUACAGUGCUACUUAAUACACAUUAUAGUGACAGAACAUACAUUUAUAGUAAUCAACUAACAUAUAUAUAUAAAAAUAUUAAGAUAUGCUUGUAUAGUGUGUAAAUAUAUCUAAAGACCAUUAUUUCUGUAGAUAGAUGUAUUGUGUUUAUAAUGUACAUAUUGAGUGUAUAAUGUACAUAACAAAUACAGUAUUUGUGAUCAGUUUAGUAUUGUAAAAAAAGCACAUAUAUAUUUAAAACAAUCUAUCCUUAUUAUAAACUGCCAGAUUGUGCAUAAUACCUGUUAAAUAUUCUGAAAGCUCCUGUAAUAAAGUUCUGAUGACUCCUGUAGUUCCCUUUGCUCCUAAGCUGCAGCUACACAAUACAUUACUGCACUGUCUGGCAGAAAAGGGGUUAAAAUUGAAACUUAAAUAGUGGAAACAUGCUUGGAUAAUUUUUCCUAAAUAUAACAGGACAGCGUCCUGUGUGGCCUGUAAAGUGAUUGUUACAUUGUAUGAACUUACAAGACUUAAGGAAUAUUCUUCA
Bombina bombina (fire-bellied toad) is the source of this 5815-nucleotide messenger RNA. It is a transcript of the gene FLT1, whose product is annotated as fms related receptor tyrosine kinase 1. Gene Ontology annotation, biological process: vascular endothelial growth factor receptor signaling pathway; protein phosphorylation. The transcript is spliced from 13 exons. Lineage: Eukaryota; Metazoa; Chordata; Amphibia; Anura; Bombinatoridae. Bases 263 to 2326 code for a protein of 687 amino acids. Gene Ontology annotation, molecular function: vascular endothelial growth factor receptor activity; ATP binding. The record is from RefSeq and is a predicted model, not a curated record. Gene Ontology annotation, cellular component: plasma membrane.